GGGACCGCCGGGCGCUCGGGGAGGCGAACGGAGUGUGGAAGUACGACCUGAGCCCUCCAAUCCAGACCACAAGCACCCUGUAUGAGCGGGGCUUUGAGAAAAUCAUGAAGCGACAGAAUAAGGAACAGGUUCCACCUCCUGCUGUGGAGCCUAAGAAACCAGCAAAUAAGAAGCAACCAAAGAAGGUGGCAGCCGUCCCCAGCCACAGCCAGAAGCAGAAGUGCUUCCGCAGCCUGGAGGAGGCCCUGAAAGUGCUGGAUGUGGCAGCUCUGCAGAAGGAACUGGACAAGAGCCAGAGUGUAUUCACUGGGAAUCCCUCCGUGUGGUUGAAGGACCUGGCCAGCUAUCUCAACUACAAGCUCCAGGCUCCUCGGAGUGAACCCACGCUCAGCCAGCAUCCUCACGAUUAUCCCUACAGUCUGGUGAGCCGGGAGCUGCGUGGGAUCAUCCGAGGGCUCCUGAAGAAGGCACCAGGGUCUCUGGAGCUAUUUUUUGACCACUGUCUAUUCACCAUGCUGCAAGAGCUCGAUAAGACACCAGGGGAGUCACUACACGGUUACCGCAUCUGUGUGCAGGCCAUCCUUCAGGAUAAACCCAAGAUUGUCACCGAAAAUCUGGACAAGUUCCUGGAGCUGUUGAGGUCCCACCAGAGCCGACCAGCAAAGUGCCUGACCAUCAUGUGGGUCGUGGGGCAAGCAGGUUUCGCCAGCCUCACUGAGGGACUGGAAGUGUGGCUGAGGAUCAUGCUGCCUGUGCUGGGCAUCAAGUCUCUGUCUUCCUUUGCCAUUGCAUACCUGGACCGGCUGCUCCAGAUCCAUCCCAACCUCACCAAGGGCUUUGGCAUAAUUGGCCCCAAGGACUUCUUCCCACUCCUGGACUUUGCCUAUAUGCCCAACAACUCCCUGACACCCAGCCUGCAGGAGCAGCUGCGUCGGCUCUACCCCCGACUAAAGGUGCUGGCGUUUGGAGCGAAGCCAGAAUCUACACUGCACCUCUACUUCCCUUCCUUCCUGUCCAGAAUCACCCCUAGCUGUUCAUCUGAGAUGAAGAAAGAGCUCUUGGGCAGCCUGACCCAGUGCCUGACUGUGAACCCCCUCAGCACCAGCGUCUGGAGGAAGCUGUACCCCAAGCACCUACCACAGUCCAGCCUGCUGCUGGAGCACCUGCUCAGGUCCUGGGAGAAGAUCCCCAAGAAGGUGCAGAUGUCUUUACAAGAAACCAUUCAGUCCUUCCAGCUUACCAACCAGGAGCUGCUGAAGAGGGGCAAUGGGAACACCCAGCAAGUUGCUACCUGUCACACAGCCUGCAAGGGUUUGCUGCAGCGGGCCCAGGGCCCCUGGCCACCCUGGACCUGGCUGCUGCUGUUGCUGCCCAUCUUCACUGUGGGUCUCCUGUGCCAUGACUUCUGGUCACAUGGCUCCUUCCAGGCCUCCCUCACUGGUCGGGUGCUUCAGUCGUCUGGUCUCUUGCCCGCUGGCCAACAAGUGUGUGCCAAGCUCUACUCCUAUGGCCUGCAGGGUUACAGCUGGUUAGAAGAGACAUUGCCGGCCUGCAGCUCCUACCUGUUUACUGUGGUGUCACCCAGCUUGCAACUAGCCUGGGCCCACACCAGUUCUACUCUCAGCUUCCUUUCUACCCACUGUGCCUCCCACUUGGCCUGGUUCAGUGACAGCCUCACUGGCCUCUGUCAGAGGAUCCAGCUCCCUGAUGCUCUGCACCAGCUGCUGCAUUACCUGAGAGAGCUGCUCCUGCUUCUGCACCGGAGCGUGCUGCUGCCAGUGUGGCAUCUGCUGCUGGAGGCCCUGGCCCAGGCCCAGGAGCACUGCCACGAGGUGUGCAGAGGUGAGGUGACGUGGGAUUGCGUGAAAACACAGCUCAGCGAGGCUGCCCGCUGGACCUGGCUCUGCCUACAGGACAUCACAGUGGCUUUCUUGGACUGGGCACUCACCAUGAUAUCCCAGCAAUAGGCCCUGCCUCCCUGGUCACCGGUUCCUGUCGUAGGCAGGCCAUCUGAGACUGCUGGCGGACAGAGGGUGGCAGCUGUGAUAUUAUCUGGUGCCUGAGUUCCACCUCCAUGGUGGUUGCCCAAAGGCCUCUCAGCCUCCCACCCACAAGUCCACUGGAUACUUCUCAGGCCCAGUUGCACACACCAGGCUCUGCCUUUGGCUGGCAGCCUCUCUUAAGCACUCUCACCUCCUGCUCUCCACUUCCCUCCGUCUCAUUCCUAAAGCCCCAAAAGCUCAUCUCCAAAACAGUGAGACUCAGCAGAUUUAUCAGCCUCCUCUUCUAAUUCUUGGUCAUAAAUUUAACCACAAUGGAAAAAAGGAAGAGACUGCCAGAAGGAUCCACAAGAGUGGCCAACAGCAGCUUCCUCUCUACCCUUCUUCUGCCUGGGUGUGGUGUCACUGGCUGUGGGGCCAGGUGGAAAUGUCUGUUACCUCUAAACAUCUGGCACAGGCCUUGCAAGGACCUUGCUGUCCCCUUCCAUCAGAGUCCUGCUUCAUCUCUUUCCCCUGAGUGCAAGGGCUCUGCCACAAGGCUCAGCUUUCUCCACUGCCCACUCCACCGUCCACCUGGAGAGCACAGCCCCGGUCACUGUGCCUCAAGCCCCCGGAACCUCGCAUCAGCCUGCUGGGCUCACGAGUCAGCAUACGGCCGGGAGGGUGGGGGCCUGAGUAGAAUAAAGGACACAUUUGAUUUCUAGA
Messenger RNA from Chinchilla lanigera (long-tailed chinchilla), 2705 nucleotides. It is a transcript of the gene Tmem214, whose product is annotated as transmembrane protein 214. The record is from RefSeq and is a predicted model, not a curated record. Gene Ontology annotation, cellular component: endoplasmic reticulum; Golgi apparatus. NCBI's taxonomy places the organism in Eukaryota, Metazoa, Chordata, Mammalia, Rodentia, Chinchillidae.